Closterium sp. Naga37s-1 is the source of this 465-nucleotide messenger RNA. NCBI's taxonomy places the organism in Eukaryota, Viridiplantae, Streptophyta, Zygnematophyceae, Desmidiales, Closteriaceae. The record is from the annotation of a GenBank genome assembly.
AUGAGCACCACUACGAGUCUAACCACAGCAGUGUCGUUUCUCUCGCUUGCUAGAUCCAAAGUCGCGGAGGACGGGCUUGCGAGGCAGUUCAUGCUGCAGGUGGACGGGCUGGGGAAGAUUGAUGCGAUUGCAGAGGUGAAGCGGUGGUAUUUGGACGAGCAACGAGUGAAGCGGGGGGAGAGUGAGGCGCUGCGGACGAGUGUGGCGAUAGAUGGGGAUGAGUGGGUGGAUGAUAAGCAGUUCGUGGCAUGGGUGCAGGGCACGAGGAGGAAUGCGGAGGGGUUCAGGAGGAGGGUGAUGAGUCUGAGGGGAGGGAGGCUGGCGGCGGUGCUGACGAGGGAGAGGGACGCCGGGAGCAUUGCGGACGGGCUGGCACAGGCUGUGUCGAGCGUGCUGCAGGCGCUCCCUGCUAAUGCGCGCAAAGACGCUGCUGCCAAGCUCGCCCAAGUGCUGGGUCAGCAGUGA